Gorilla gorilla gorilla (western lowland gorilla) is the source of this 2619-nucleotide messenger RNA. RefSeq names its product protein kinase AMP-activated non-catalytic subunit beta 1 (gene PRKAB1). Gene Ontology annotation, cellular component: nucleotide-activated protein kinase complex; cytoplasm; nucleus. Gene Ontology annotation, biological process: signal transduction. Gene Ontology annotation, molecular function: protein kinase binding. NCBI's taxonomy places the organism in Eukaryota, Metazoa, Chordata, Mammalia, Primates, Hominidae. Bases 508 to 1320 code for a protein of 270 amino acids. The transcript has 7 exons. The record is from RefSeq and is a predicted model, not a curated record.
CUGCCGGCCCUCGGCAGCGCUUCGUCCUGGGCCUGGCCCUGGGCGGCCGGCUGCUGACUGCGACUGCGCGCUCCGAGGCCUGCAGAGACAGCCCGGGGCACCUGUUACCGCACCGCUCAAGACCGGAAGCGGAAAUGGAAUCGAGAUAGCCUCGCGCGUUUAGCCGGCCGCUGCCACCUCCACGCCCUAGGCCGGGCCGACUUACGGAGUCGCCGGAAGCGGAAGUCGCUGAGGGGUGGUGGAGCGGUUGGGAAAGUGUCGGUUUAUCUUCGCGCCCCUUGCGUUCUUGCCGCCGCUUGCCUGGGCAGGUAAAGCGCGAUUGCGAGAGCUCGGCAACCCUGCCGACUCAGCCGGAACCGGCUCCCGGCCCGAGGGGCGUGGUAUCCUGGUGCUCCGACUCCUUCCGCCGGCUCCUUGGGACCCGCGGUUCCGGGAGUCCCUUGCUCAGGGUCCCUUUCCUGCAGUGAGGCGCCGUCCGCCUUCCCUGUGUCCCCGCAGACCCCCAUCAUGGGCAAUACCAGCAGUGAGCGCGCCGCGCUGGAGCGGCAUGGUGGCCAUAAGACGCCCCGGAGGGACAGCUCGGGGGGCACCAAGGACGGGGACAGGCCCAAGAUCCUGAUGGACAGCCCUGAAGACGCCGACCUCUUCCACUCCGAGGAAAUCAAGGCACCAGAGAAGGAGGAAUUCCUGGCCUGGCAGCAUGAUCUGGAAGUGAAUGAUAAAGCUCCCGCCCAGGCUCGGCCAACGGUGUUUCGAUGGACGGGGGGCGGAAAGGAAGUUUACUUAUCUGGGUCCUUCAACAACUGGAGUAAACUUCCCCUCACCAGAAGCCACAAUAACUUUGUAGCCAUCCUGGAUCUGCCGGAAGGAGAGCAUCAGUACAAGUUCUUUGUGGAUGGUCAGUGGACCCACGACCCUUCCGAGCCCAUAGUAACCAGCCAGCUUGGCACAGUUAACAACAUCAUUCAAGUGAAGAAAACUGACUUUGAAGUAUUUGAUGCUUUAAUGGUGGAUUCCCAAAAGUGCUCCGAUGUGUCUGAGCUGUCCAGUUCCCCCCCAGGACCCUACCAUCAGGAGCCCUACGUCUGCAAACCCGAAGAGCGCUUUCGGGCACCCCCUAUUCUCCCCCCACAUCUCCUCCAGGUCAUCCUGAACAAGGACACGGGCAUUUCCUGUGAUCCAGCUUUGCUUCCUGAGCCCAAUCACGUCAUGCUGAACCACCUAUACGCGCUGUCUAUCAAGGAUGGAGUGAUGGUGCUCAGCGCAACCCACCGGUACAAGAAGAAGUACGUCACCACCUUGUUAUACAAGCCCAUAUGAAGAGCUGGGGGCCGAUGGUGGCCCAGGAGACAGCGCACCACCAGGCUCCACACGUGCAUGCUUUCCCCAAGAGGGAAUGGACUGUACAUUGCUCAUUUCACACUCUUCAGAAGACAUUUCAUACCUGCCCUGGUCCUGCUUGAAGGUUUGUCCAGGCAGAGCAGCUCCUGCAGCGCCUUGGUCUGUGACAGUCCUCCUAGCACCCCCAUGGCUUUGAGCCUCGGGGACUCAUCAAGUCCAAGAAAAGUGGGAGGGGUGGCAGAGGAUCUGCAGCCCUGGCCCCGCGGUGCAUGAGGCCGGGUGCAGUUCUAAACCCACAUUCUCGAUUUUUCUUAAGCCAAAAAUGAAUGCUAACUCCUUUGCCAGUAAAAUUCUGGGAAACGGGGACUGAGGCCACACAUCAUUUCCAGUCGUCUGUGUGUUUUUAAGGCCAGCCACUUGUCCCUGUUGAGGCCUGGCUAUGGAACUAAAUACAGUGUCGGCCUUGCCUCUCCUUCAAAAUCAACAAUAGAUUCUCUCUCGGCUCCAGGGAGGUGUCAUUUCUAUAGAAAUUAGACACUUUCUGAUUUCUAGAUGAAGUUUUACAAUUGUUUCUUACAGUCAUGUGCACUAAGUACUCUUUGUAAGCAGAGGUGGCUGGCUCUGCAGCCUUAAGACCAUUUUUUAAGUCACCACGACUAGAAGUCACAUGAACUCUGCUCAGCAAUAAUCUGUUCUCAGAACAGACUUUUCAACCUGCUGCCGGAUUUGUCCAUUCAGCUGGAUGAUCCUCAGGACUGACCAGUUAGCUGGCAGGUUGUCCAGCUUUUUAUUCCAGUCAUAAUAGGUGACAGUGUUAACCGUGAAAACUUGAGAGGCACUCUGCCCUCUUCCCUAUAAAAUCACACAGCGUGAUUUUACAAGGUCUCGUGGCACCUUGCUCAGGACCUCUGCCCCUAGUUAGCAAGACUGCAGCAGUUGCUGUUGCUUAUUCUGAAAGGAAUGUAGAACUUGACAGCAGCCUUCUGAGUCUGGGUCAGGAAGAUGUCCUUUGGACCAAAGCAGACUUCUUUAUACGCAGCUCAGUUUACCGGGAGUCGCCACAGAUGUACCCACUAGCCCAGGUUGCUGUGAGUCAGCGGAAGCUCCCGUUAUGCCCUUUGCUCCUGGUGGGAGAGGGAGGAGUGAGCUCCCUGGGUUCCAGUAUUUACUUGGUAUACCUGAGUUUGGGGGUACCCUUUUUUGUGACUGUUUUCAAAACAGUGAAUUCCUGUCACCUUGAUGUACAAGUUUCAAUAAAACUUUGUAAAAAUAAUUGGA